CGGACGGGUGGCCCCGGGGGGGCCGGGGGCGGGGAGGCGGGCGGCCGGCACCGCCCGGGCCGACAAAAGUCCCUUCAGUUCAGCCGGCGGCAGGGGAAGUCCCGGCGCUCGGCGCAACCACCCUCCCGUGCCGCCGAGCCGAGCCGCGCUCCGGCCGCCCGCUCGGCCGCCGUCCCCGGCGGCCCCAUGCCCCGAUGCCCCGCGGGGACCAUGGACGAGGGGCCCGUGGACCUGCGCACCAGGCCCAAGGCCGCCGGACCCCCCGGCGCCGCGCUGCCGCUCCGCAAGCGCCCCCUGCGCGCGCCCUCUCCGGAGCCCGCCGCCCCCCGCGGCGCCGCGGGACCAGUGGUCCCCCCGGAUCCCCUCCGCGCUGGCUCCGACACGCCCGCUGUGCCCGCGCCCCCCCACGGCCUGGCCCGUCCAGAGGCAGUUUACUACCAGGGACCUUUACUGUCCCUGUACCCGACUCCGACCAUGGGCUCCCCCUUUCCUCUGCUGAACCUGCCUACACCCCUGUACCCCAUGAUGUGCUCCAUGGAACACCCCCUGUCGGCUGACAUCGCCAUGGCCACCCGUGCGGAUGAGGACGGAGACACGCCACUCCACAUUGCCGUAGUGCAGGGCAAUUUGCCAGCUGUGCAUCGGCUAGUCAACCUCUUCCAGCAUGGCGGCCGGGACCUGGAUAUCUACAAUAACCUACGGCAGACACCGCUACACCUGGCUGUGAUCACCACCCUGCCGUCUGUGGUCCGGCUCCUGGUGAUGGCCGGUGCCAGUCCCAUGGCACUGGACCGCCAUGGCCAGACGGCAGCCCACCUGGCGUGCGAGCACCGCAGCCCGGCCUGCCUGCGGGCCCUGCUGGACAGCGCGGCCGGAGGCACCGUGGACCUGGAGGCCCGCAAUUACGACGGGCUCACUGCCUUGCACGUGGCCGUGAAUACCGAGUGCCACGAAGCCGUACUGCUGCUGCUGGAGCAUGGCGCGGACAUCGACGCUGUGGACAUUAAAAGCGGUCGCUCCCCACUGAUACACGCCGUCGAAAACAACAGCCUUAGCAUGGUGCAGCUGCUGCUGCAGCACGGCGCCAACGUGAACGCUCAGAUGUACUCGGGCAGCUCGGCGCUGCACUCGGCGUCGGGCCGCGGGCUCCUCCCGCUCGUGCGCACGCUGGUCCGCAGCGGCGCCGACAGCGGCCUCAAGAACUGCCACAACGACACGCCACUGAUGGUGGCGCGCAGCCGCCGGGUCAUCGACAUCCUGAGGGGGAAGGCCACCCGGCCGGCUCCUGCAUCCCAGCCUGAGCCUUCCUCUGACCGGAGCACCACCACCUCCCCGGAGAGCAGCAGCCGAGUCAGCUCCAAUGGUCUUCUGUCAGCAUCACCUCCCUCCUCGCCCUCCCAGUCUCCCCCUAAAGAACUCCCUGGAUUCCCCAUGGCUCCCCCCAGUUUCUUCCUUCCUCCCUCAUCUCCACCUACCUUCUUGCCCUUUUCUGGGGUCCUCCGAGCCCCUGGCCAGCCGGUGCCCCCUUCCCCAGCUCCAGGAGGCAGCUGAGAGGGAUGGGGGGGCAGAUCUCGGACUCAUGAGGAGGGACCUUGCUGCCCAAUGGGGUCAGCCCUCCUGAAAACUGUGAAGAUCUCACUCUGCCCCCCCCAAUCUUCUGGACCAGGAUUUGCACAAAGGCACAUGUAUUUACCCAUAAGCCCCCUCUUCUCAGCACAGAUAUUCCCCCAACUCAUCUCUGGCGCCCAGGACUCUGACCCCCAUUAUUCUCAGGCACCAGUCUCCUGUCUGGAACUCCACCCAAAUGUUCAUUUCCUUCUCCUCUUCCAGAGAUGGUGGAACCGAGGAAAAGCCACUCUUCUUUGUGCUCUCCCCAGUUGGAUGAGGAGAGAUGGACUAUAGCCAGGCACUGAUAACAAUGUAAAUUAUUAGGCAUUUUGGUUGAAUUUCUUUUGUAAUAAACUAUUUUUGUACCAUA
Molecule: messenger RNA, 1978 nt
Organism: Camelus dromedarius (Arabian camel)
Lineage: Eukaryota; Metazoa; Chordata; Mammalia; Artiodactyla; Camelidae
Gene: BCL3
Product: BCL3 transcription coactivator
Exons: 9
Coding region: 187-1551 (454 amino acids)
Molecular function (GO): protein binding
Source: RefSeq, a predicted model, not a curated record